Molecule: messenger RNA, 1924 nt
Organism: Patiria miniata (bat star)
Lineage: Eukaryota; Metazoa; Echinodermata; Asteroidea; Valvatida; Asterinidae
Product: tripartite motif-containing protein 45-like
Exons: 1
Coding region: 56-1924 (622 amino acids)
Molecular function (GO): zinc ion binding
Source: RefSeq, a predicted model, not a curated record
UUCUUGUUGAUCUGAUAAUAUCUUUAAGCUAUUGACUACUUGCAGGUGUAACAAGAUGGCUACUGGUGUAACUGUAGAGUCAGUUUUAGGAUCAAUCCAGAGUCAUCUGGAAUGCUCCAUCUGCCACACCCGUUAUCAAGAACCCAAGAUGCUGGACUGCUCCCACAGUUUCUGUCUGAGAUGCCUCCAAGAACUCAAGCAGAGCCAAACACCAGACGAUGGCAAGAUAACGUGUCCGCUGUGUCAGAGGCAAACCAUCUUACCUGAGGGUGGAGUGACAAAAUUGAACAAGAAUUAUACUCUAGUGUCCCUGGUUGAUGAAGUAAGCAAGCAGGAACAGAUCCUUAAAGGUGGUGAGACUGAAGGGCCAGCGGUGGUGGUUUGUCAGGCAUGUGAUGAGGAGCAUGAGGCUACUGUCCAAUGUAUUGAUUGCGAGCAGUUUCUCUGCCGGGAAUGUCAUCAGGCACAUCUGCGUUUCAAGUCAAUGAAAACUCACAAAAUCACAGUUCUACUCAACCAAAGAGAUGAUGUCUUGCAAACUGAAACGAAAAAGAAUGCCUCAAAUUGUGACAUCCACCCGAGUCAGAAACUGUGCUUGUACUGCACAACAUGCGAGAAACUCAUCUGUAAAGAGUGCAUGGUUUCAGGCCACAAAGAUCCCAUGCACAUGCGAGUCGAUGUUAAUGUUGCUUUUGAUAGAUGUUUGAAAGAAGUCCACAAAACAUAUGGUAAAGUGGGUCGAUUCGAUACUCAUGUAUCACAAGAUUGGGAAUAUUCUCGUACUCGAUUAAGCAGAAUGCUUGUUGAAACCAAAAGAGACAUUUCCAGUGAAGCUGUAUCCAAAGUUGCUGAAAUCAGACGACAAGAGAUGCAACUCUUGCAAGAAGCCGACGCAGUGUUUAUGAGAAAGGACAGGAGACUGGCAGAAUUGAUCUUUGCACAACAUGCGAUGAAAAAGACUGAUGGUGAGAUCACAGACAGGGAUCGCCUGGAAAUCUUAAAACUCAGACAAGAUCUUCUGUCGGAAUACAAAGAUGUGAAAGAGAAAACUUGGGAAGAGGUGAACAGUCACCUGUCAUUCAUUCCUUGCAAAGAGAAGUGUCAUGAGAUUGAACUUGGAACACUGAAACUGGAAGAAAAGUGGAAAUUGAUGAAGGCAUUUGAGGCGACGGGUUCCUCAGUUGCUACAUUUUCUACAGGUAACAUUGCUAUGGCAUAUGGGAAACGCAUCACUAUACUAGGUCUGAAUGAUCAGGAAGAGUACUACAUUCAUGAGUCUAAAGAAACUCACCUCUUGAACAAUCCAAGUGGCAUGGCUGUAACCAUGGAUGAUGUUCUAUUUGUUGCUAACAACGAUGGAACGAUCAAUAAAUUCAACAAGGAGUACCAGCUCCUUCAACAGUUCAAACCGAGCCAAGAAGCAGACAUCAAGGCUACACCAACAUGCAUUGCAGUGGAUAAUAGCAAUCUGAUAGCAGUAGGUUACGGGAGCAAGGACAAGAUAUCUCUACACAACCCAGACGGGUCUCUCAUCAGAACACUCCCUGCUCCUAUGAUUGGUGACUAUCUGACCAUCAGCAACAAGCAGCUUAUUUACACCAACAAGGACAAGAAGAAACUCAUGUGUCUUGAUUACCAUGGCAACAACAUCUUCACAGUUGACUCGUUCGAGAAUUCUGCUCCCCAUGGGCUGUGUUGCGACAAAGCUGGUGAUAUCUAUGUUGCUGCAUACUGCCAGUGUAUCGGAGGCGUGAAAGAGUCGGAGUAUCAAAUCCAUCGUUACAGUGCAGAGGGCAUUUACAUUGACACCUCGGUCAAACAUAGUUUGAGUAGAAGUUGGCCUAUUCGCAUAGCCUACACUCCAAAUGGGAGGAUUGUUGUGAUUGGCUGUUACAACUUGACAAAAAUCUAUCACAGAGUGUAA